AUCACCUCCUCUUUUAUAGCUCUAUUUCUAUAUCAAUAUAAUUAUACAUACAUAUAUCUAUCUCUCAUAAACAGACACACAGAUAUAUAUUACUCUCUCUCUAGAGAUAUAUAUCUAGAGAGAGAGAGGGCAACUGGUGGUGCAUUAAUUUUAAUCCUUUUUCGGAUCACUCAACAAACACACCUCCAUACCUGUUUUAUCAACUUUCAUGUCCCAUCUCACUUGUUGCUAACAUGCGCCGCUACCUCUGGUUUUCUUGACAUAUUUCAUUCCAGAAAAUACCCUCUUGAAGAAUCUAUAAAAAGGGUACGAAACUAGAAUACCGGUUUUGGAAAGUAUCUAUGAAACAGACCAUGUUCGAACACAAGAUCAUAUUCAAGAACCAGGUGCACGAGCUUCAUCGGUUGUAUGAAGUACAGAAGUCGAUGAUGAAGAGUGAUUCGAGGUAUACAAGGCGUGAACUUUUUCCCAUGAAAAGAAAUUUUACAGAAAGACAUCGGGUGGAAUCCACACGAUCCAUAUUACACGAGUCUUUUCUACAAAAAAAUCAAGACGUCUGCUCAAGAUAUCAGCAAAGAUCUCUUGAUCUUAGACUUGCAAUUGGUAACUCCUGUAAUGUUGAUGAUCUGGAUCAUGAGGAGGUUGAUCUUUCUUUGAGUAUCGGAGGGAGUAUCAAUAAAAGAAGUAAAAUUUCUGAAAAAUCAUGGAAGAACAAGGUGGUGUAUCCAUCGUCACCAAUUAUAAUUGAUCUAGAGGAUUCUACUGGAUCGGGAUCAAAUGAGAUUGUGAAAAAUUCUCCAAAUUUGCAUCAAGGUCAUUUGAAGAUGAAUGGUGACAUGCAAGAGGAAUGCAACUUCUUCCAUUCAGAAUCCAACAGUCGACAUGAUGACAAACGGACAGUAUUAAUGGAUUUUGAUCUCAACAAAGAGCAACCUGAUGAAUCUUCUUUUCACUCAAACGAACCAUUAGGACCUUAUCCUUCUUCUGAUGGCUCAUGUGACGAAUCUUGCAGUCAAAUUACCACUACUCAAACUCCUACAUCAAAACGACCGAAAGAUGCUGAAUCCUGCAGUCAAAUUCCCACUACUCAAACUCCUAUAUCAAAACAACCGAAAGAUGGUGAAUCUUGCAGUCAAAUUCCCACUACUCAAACUCCUAUAUCAAAACAACCGAAAGAUGGUGAAUCUUGCAGUCAAAUAACCACUUCUCAGAUUCCUAAGUCAAAGGAACCAAAAGGUCAAACUAGUACAAAAGAUAGUCAAACUAAGACCUACACCAUAGAUCUCGAGUCCCUUCCCGAGUCGUCAUCUGAUCUUACUGAAGAAAAAGAACUUAUCGAAGAAAAGGAAGAUUGUGAUUAUAUAAUACAAGAUGCAGCACUCUCACUCGUCUCUAUCUCGCAACAGCUAACUUCAACUAGCAAUCAAGUUUCUGAAACCAAAUCAGGGUCAAAUGACACUGAAACGGUCAAAGAGAACAAGAAAAAACCAAUCAAACGAACAUCUUCUAUAGAUUCUUACGAGUCACUUGUGCUGAAGCAAGGAGACAGCAGCAUAGAUGAGGAUUCUGCAACAUCAAAAGCGUUUGAAAUAUACGAAAUGGGUCAAAAGGUAAAUGGUAUCAAGUUGAGAAGAGGAAGGAGAAUGAAAGAUUUUCAGAAAGAAAUACUUCCCACAUUGUCAUCACUCUCAAAAGAUGAAAUUUGGGAAGAUAUUAAGAUUUUGGACGGCGCGAUAAGGUCAAGAGAAUACAAACGGCUGAAUAAAGCAAAAUCAGGCAAAGGGGAAAAUUGGUUUACACCUGUGAAAAACAAACGGUCAAAAGUUCAGUAUGUUAGUCCGAAGAAAAAGAGAUAGUUAUGAAGUAGAAGCAGAUGAAGAUUGAUUCUUGUGGUAGUUAUUGGAUUUCUAGUUUUUCUUCUUGAUUAUUAUCCUAGGUUUUUUAGUUUCUGUUGUCCUGAAAUUCUAACAUUAACGAUGAUUAUGUGUUUGAGGUGUUUCGUUCAAUGUUUAUUGAUGAUU
Erigeron canadensis is the source of this 2021-nucleotide messenger RNA. RefSeq lists its product as uncharacterized. Bases 342 to 1856 code for a protein of 504 amino acids. The record is from RefSeq and is a predicted model, not a curated record. Lineage: Eukaryota; Viridiplantae; Streptophyta; Magnoliopsida; Asterales; Asteraceae. The transcript has 6 exons.